AGAAGAGGCGAGGGGUCGCUUCAUUCUGUGUCAACAUGGCUGAUGAAACAGCUAAGGCGCAGGCUGCCCAGCCGGGCGGGGACACGAUAUUUGGAAAAAUCAUACGUAAAGAGAUUCCAGUCGACCUAAUUUACGAGGAUGAUAAGUGUGUUGUCUUCCCAGACAUCAAUCCUCAAGCUCCCACUCACUUCCUUGUCGUCCCAAAAAAGCCGAUUGUUCAGAUGUCACAAGCAGAGGACGGUGAUGCUGAAUUGUUGGGCCACCUGCUGAUUGUUGCAAAAAAGUGUGCUAAAGAUGCAGGUCUGUCUAAAGGCUAUAGGGUUGUCAUCAAUGAUGGACCAGAUGGGGGCCAGUCUGUCUAUCACAUCCAUGUCCAUGUCCUGGGUGGACGCGUAAUGGGUUGGCCACCCGGCUAACAUCCAUCUCCUCAUUGCACAUUUCAUCCUGUCAUUAUGCACAUCUGUUGUUUGGCAACCACCAAAACUGUUGAAAUGUAUACUUAAAACUGGUUGUCACCUGAAAUGAGUCAAAGCAAAACCAGGAAAUUCACAAAGGGAAAUAAAAUGCACUUCUCAGCAAA
Solea senegalensis (Senegalese sole) is the source of this 580-nucleotide messenger RNA. It is a transcript of the gene hint1, whose product is annotated as histidine triad nucleotide binding protein 1. NCBI's taxonomy places the organism in Eukaryota, Metazoa, Chordata, Actinopteri, Pleuronectiformes, Soleidae. The record is from RefSeq and is a predicted model, not a curated record. Gene Ontology annotation, cellular component: cytoplasm; nucleus. Bases 36 to 416 code for a protein of 126 amino acids. Gene Ontology annotation, molecular function: hydrolase activity. The transcript is spliced from 3 exons. Gene Ontology annotation, biological process: purine ribonucleotide catabolic process.